Messenger RNA from Drosophila hydei, 1279 nucleotides. RefSeq names its product rRNA 2'-O-methyltransferase fibrillarin (gene Fib). Gene Ontology annotation, biological process: box C/D sno(s)RNA 3'-end processing; rRNA methylation. The coding region runs from base 89 to 1105 and encodes 338 amino acids. Gene Ontology annotation, molecular function: histone H2AQ104 methyltransferase activity; RNA binding; rRNA methyltransferase activity. Gene Ontology annotation, cellular component: Cajal body; nucleolus; small-subunit processome. NCBI's taxonomy places the organism in Eukaryota, Metazoa, Arthropoda, Insecta, Diptera, Drosophilidae. The transcript is spliced from 3 exons. The record is from RefSeq and is a predicted model, not a curated record.
UUUUCAACAGCGUUAAUAGUGUGCCGCGUGCGUCUGGAUUUGGAUUGGUUUCAAGUUGUAUUAAAAAUCAAAAGUACAGACAAAUAAAAUGGGUAAGCCAGGUUUCAGUCCUCGUGGUGGUGGUGGCGGUAGAGGAGGCGGCGGUGGUGGCGGUGGUUUCCGUGGUGGCGCCGGACGUGGUAGUCGUGGUGGAGGUGGCGGCGGCGGAUUUGGUGGACGUGGAGGCGGAGGUGGACGUGGUGGCGGCGGUGGAGGUCGCGGCGGCUUUGGUGGGCGCGGCGGUGGUGGAGGUCGUGGUGGCGGAGGUCGCGGCGGCGGUGGCUUUGGUGGACGUGGCGGCGGUGGCCGUGGAGGCGGCGGCCGUGGCGGUGGCGCUGGUGGCUUCAAAGGCGGCAAAACAGUCACCAUUGAACCACAUCGUCAUGAAGGCGUAUUCAUUGCGCGGGGCAAAGAAGAUGCUCUGGUAACACGAAACUAUGUUCCCGGCUCCGAAGUCUACGGCGAGAAGCGCAUUUCCGUUGAGACUGGCGGCGAAAAAAUUGAGUAUCGCGUGUGGAAUCCGUUCAGAUCUAAGCUGGCCGCUGCCAUUCUUGGCGGUGUUGAAAAAAUACACAUGCCACCUGGCUCCAAGGUGCUGUAUUUGGGUGGCGCCUCUGGCACAACGGUGUCUCAUGUUUCAGACGUUGUCGGACCUGAAGGUCUAGUAUAUGCCGUUGAGUUCUCCCAUCGCUCGGGUCGUGAUCUGAUAAAUGUAGCCAAGAAGCGCACCAACAUUAUACCUAUCAUUGAGGAUGCUCGGCAUCCACACAAGUAUCGCAUGCUGGUUGGCAUGGUGGACACAAUCUUUGCGGAUGUAGCGCAGCCGGAUCAGGGCCGCAUUGUGGCGUUGAACGCACAGCAUUUCCUUAAGAAUGGUGGUCACUUUGUCAUCUCUAUUAAGGCGUCCUGCAUUGAUUCCACAGCACAACCCGAGGCUGUGUUUGCCGCUGAGGUGAAAAAGAUGCAGGCAGACAAACUGAAACCACAGGAGCAGUUGACGCUGGAACCCUACGAGCGUGAUCAUGCUGUUGUUGUGGGCGUGUACCGCCCACCUCCAAAGCAGUAAAGUUCUGUUGCGGAGAAUGUGGUUAGGUUUUAGGCUAUAUACAUAAUACUUCUUUUAAUGCAGUCGUAUUGUAUUAAGUUUCUUUUUUAAUAUACAUACAAAAAUCAAACAAAACAUAGUUAAGAUUAUAAAAUGAUGAAAACUAUUUUUUGUAACAGACGUACAAAAUAUAAC